AUGGCCCCGCCACUCCUGCUGCUGCUGCUGGCCAGUGGAGCGGCCGCCUGCCCACUGCCCUGUGUCUGCCAGAACCUGUCCGAAUCACUCAGCACCCUCUGUGCCCACCGAGGCCUGCUGUUCGUGCCACCCAACGUGGACCGCCGCACCGUGGAGCUGCGGCUGGCUGACAACUUCAUCCAGGCCUUGGGGCCACCGGACUUCCGGAACAUGACAGGGCUGGUGGACCUGACGCUUUCCCGGAAUGCCAUCACCCGCAUUGGGGCCCGCGCUUUUGGGGACCUGGAGAGCCUACGUUCCCUGCAUCUGGACGGGAACAGGUUGGUUGAGCUGGGCACCGGCAGCCUGCGGGGCCCCGUCAACCUGCAGCACCUCAUCCUCAGUGGCAACCAGCUGGGCCGAAUCUCGCCCGGGGCCUUCGACGACUUCCUGGACAGCCUGGAGGACCUCGACUUGUCCUACAACAACCUGCGGCAGGUGCCCUGGGCCGGCAUCGGUGCCAUGCCUGCCCUGCACACGCUCAACCUGGACCACAACCUCAUCGACGCACUGCCCCCGGGCGCCUUCGCCCAGCUCAGCCAGCUCUCCCGUCUCGACCUCACCUCCAACCGCCUGGCCACGCUGGCACCAGACCCGCUCUUUUCCCGGGGGCGCGACGCGGAGGCCUCACCCGCCCCCCUGGUGCUGAGCUUCAGCGGGAACCCCCUGCACUGCAACUGCGAGCUGCUGUGGCUGCGGAGGCUGGCCCGGCCCGACGACCUGGAGACGUGCGCCUCCCCUCCAGGCCUGGCCGGCCGCUACUUCUGGGCAGUGCCCGAGGGCGAGUUUUCCUGCGAGCCGCCCCUCAUCGCCCGCCACACGCAGCGCCUCUGGGUGCUGGAGGGCCAGCGGGCCACUCUGAGAUGCCGGGCCCUCGGUGACCCUGCGCCCACCAUGCACUGGGUCGGCCCUGAUGACCGCCUGGUUGGCAACUCCUCCCGAGCCCGGGCUUUCCCCAACGGGACCCUGGAGAUCGGGGUGACGGGCUCUGGGGACGCAGGGGGCUACACCUGCAUUGCCACCAACCCUGCCGGGGAGGCCACAGCCCGUGUGGAGCUACGGGUGCUGGCCUUGCCCCACGGCGGGAACGGCAGUGCUGAGGGGGGCCGCCCAGGGCCCUCGGACAUUGCCGCCUCGGCCCGCACUGCUGCCGAGGGCGAGGGGACACUGGAGUCUGAGCCAGCUGUGCAGGUGACAGAGGUGACUGCAACCUCAGGGCUGGUGAGCUGGGGGCCAGGGCGGCCAGCCGACCCUGUGUGGAUGUUCCAAAUCCAGUAUAACAGCAGUGAAGAUGAGACCCUCAUCUACCGGAUUGUCCCGGCCUCCAGCCACCACUUCCUGCUGAAGCACCUAGUCCCUGGUGCCGACUAUGACCUCUGCCUGCUGGCCCUGUCACCUGCCGCUGGGCCUUCCGACCUCACAGCCACCCGGCUGCUGGGCUGUGCCCGUUUCUCCACGCUACCGGCUGCGCCCCUGUGCCACGCCCUGCAGGCCCACGUGCUGGGCGGGACCCUGACCGUGGCCGUGGGGGGUGUGCUGGUGGCUGCCUUACUGGUCUUCACCGUGGCCUUGCUGGUUCGGGGCCGGGGGGCCGGGAAUGGCCGCCUCCCCCUCAAGCUUAGCCACGUCCAAUCCCAGACCAAUGGAGGCCCCAGCCCCACGCCCAAGGCCCACCCGCCGCGGAGCCCACCGCCUCGGCCCCAGCGCAGCUGCUCCCUGGACCUGGGGGAUGCUGGCGGGUGCUACGGUUACGCCAGGCGCCUCGGAGGAGCCUGGGCCCGACGGAGCCACUCUGUGCAUGGGGGGCUGCUCGGGGCAGGGUGCCGGGGGGUGGGGGGCAGCACGGAGCAGCUGGAAGAGAGUGUGGUGUGAUGGGAAGGGAGUCGGCCCAGGGCGGGCUGGGGAAGGGGCAGAGGGUGUGGGGCGGGCAGCUGCUGGGCCUGGUUGGGUCGGCACUGCCUGGGAGUCCCUCCUGAUUUUACCCUUGGUACCUCAGGCCUCCUCUGUGCUUGGCCAGGCAGGGGGCCCUCUCCCUGGUUUUGGCCUCCAGACCUGCGUUCCACUGACAGGUGCUCACAGCCACCGAAGCAGGGGCUGCACCAACCAAGCAGGAGUCUUGUUUUUCUUUAUAAUAAAAUUGUUGGGUACACCUCA
This is a messenger RNA of Felis catus (domestic cat), 2193 nucleotides long. It is a transcript of the gene LRFN4, whose product is annotated as leucine rich repeat and fibronectin type III domain containing 4. NCBI's taxonomy places the organism in Eukaryota, Metazoa, Chordata, Mammalia, Carnivora, Felidae. The coding region runs from base 1 to 1911 and encodes 636 amino acids. Gene Ontology annotation, molecular function: protein binding. The record is from RefSeq and is a predicted model, not a curated record. The transcript has 2 exons.